Molecule: messenger RNA, 1470 nt
Organism: Eublepharis macularius
Lineage: Eukaryota; Metazoa; Chordata; Lepidosauria; Squamata; Eublepharidae
Gene: SNX24
Product: sorting nexin 24
Exons: 7
Coding region: 189-701 (170 amino acids)
Molecular function (GO): phosphatidylinositol phosphate binding
Source: RefSeq, a predicted model, not a curated record
CUGUUCCCAUAGAGAUAGGAAAAGGUUGGUUGCCGCCAGUCACAUGAUUUGCACUUGUAGAUGGCUCCUUCUGCAAGGCUGCGAGCUACUUGGGGGCCGUAGAGCCCCCCCGGCCGCACCCCCGCCCGCCUUUGCGCCCUCCUGUUGUGGCGCUUCCCGCCGGAGUACGCGCUGGCGCUGAUCCCGCUAUGGAGGUUUUCAUCCCCUCGUUUCGCUAUGAGGAGAGCGAGUUGGAGAGAGGCUAUACGGUCUUUAAGAUAGAGGUGCUAACGAGCGGAAGAAAGCACUUUGUUGAAAAGAGGUAUAGUGAAUUUCAUGCUCUCCAUAAAAAGCUUAAGAAAUUCAUACGAACUCCAGAAAUCCCUUCUAAGCAUGUAAGGAACUGGGUGCCUAAAGUGUUGGAACAGCGUCGUCAAGGCUUGGAAGCUUAUUUACAGAGUGUUAUUUUAGAAAAUGAAGAGCUUCCCAAAAUUCUUCUUGACUUCCUCAAUGUUCGUCAUUUUCCUUCUCUCCCCAAAGCAGAAAGUUGUGGUUCAUUUGAAGAGCUAGAAUCUGAAGAAUCAAGCAAACUGUCCCACCAGCCUGUGCUGCUGUUCCUAAGGGAUCCAUAUGUCUUGCCUACAGCCAAUGAUGACUUUCCAAAUGUAGUUAUUGAAGGUGUACUCCGUGGAUUAUAUUAUCCUCACCUACAGCCCAGGUAGAAAAGUGGGUUUUUAUGGACAAUAACCUAAUUCCAGUAAGAUGACAAGUAUAGUUAUCUUAAAAUCAUGGACAUGACAACUGCCAGGUAAAGCUUAAUUAUGGAAACAUUGUCUCUUUUAAACAUUGAAAUCAUUGUUAUUAAUAUUGCUGCUGUGAAAAGAAUUAUGAAUUGAGAAAACACUAGUCUGUUCAAUCUAUUUACCUAACUCUAAAUACUGAAACCUUAAAGGGUUUGUACACAGAAUUGCAUCAAGAACUUGUAUCACGUUUGACAGUUUGUAAUAAAUGACCACACUAAGCCUUUUGUCUUGGAAUGCUUGUCAGUAUGGUAUCCACUGCUGGCAGUAGAUACAGAGGACAUUAUAGUACGUGUUAGGCUGAAAAAUGCAAGCAUUAAGAAAACAGCUGCCAAAACUAGAAAUGAAAUAUAAACUUGAAAUAUUGUAUCAGUAUUUCUGAAGUCAUUAUUUCAUGAUGGUAUUAUUUUAGAUAGGUAAGGAAACAUUUAUAUGCUUGAAGUUUGGCUUCAAUGUAGCUUUAAUUUACUUCAGGACCCGGGCCACAAUCCUUGGGCUUCCAGACAGUACACUAUGCUUGUUUAGCAUAACCUUCUUGUAUUAAUUAGCCUACCCUUUUCUGUAACUGAAACAAGAACAAACAUGAUUAAUAAAAAUAAUCAGAUAAUAAAUAUUCAGAGCUCAGCUGUAUAAAAUGAACAUUAUACAUGUGUAUUUUGCAAGAUGUUGGACUCCAAAAUAAACAGUGCUA